Sphaerulina musiva SO2202 is the source of this 2408-nucleotide messenger RNA. RefSeq lists its product as uncharacterized. Bases 26 to 1828 code for a protein of 600 amino acids. Gene Ontology annotation, biological process: retrograde protein transport, ER to cytosol; endoplasmic reticulum unfolded protein response. The record is from RefSeq and is a predicted model, not a curated record. The transcript has a single exon. NCBI's taxonomy places the organism in Eukaryota, Fungi, Ascomycota, Dothideomycetes, Mycosphaerellales, Mycosphaerellaceae. Gene Ontology annotation, cellular component: endoplasmic reticulum lumen.
GUUAUACCCACCCGCAAUACACAACAUGAAGCACUUCCUCGCCCUCCCAGCGCUUCUCCGAGGCUCCGUCCUUCUGGCAUUGGCCUCUCAGCACAGCUUCAGCGUGCAAGACGACAUCUUCGCCUUUCCUCAAUACGAAGUCCGCUUUGCAGAUGAAUGGAUACCGGCCGAUCAGGUGCCGGCGCGACUCGCCAGCAAUGCAAAAGGAAGCACUUCUCGAACGAGCGAGAGGAGCGAGGAGCAGGCGCGAACUUAUACACAGGUCGGGCAAUACAGACAACAACAGCCGCUGGUCGGUGGCGGUCACGACACCACGAUAGCACACGAUGAUACCGAAUACGAGCAUGAGCGCAUGGUGCUCGAUGGUCAGCCAUGGCUGUGCCGCAUUCCCAAGGUGAAGACUGCUGCUACGGCAGGCUCCGCCAACGAGACCGUGUCGCAGGCCGAACAAGACAAGGAGUUGACGCGCGCCCUUGAUCGGGGAUGGGAGUUGCUAUCAGGCAUGGAGGGCAACUGCGUCUUCUUCAUCAGUGGCUGGUGGAGCUACCGCUUCUGCUACAACCAAGGCAUCAAGCAGUUUCACCAGCUCUCGCCGAGUCGAGGCGUGCCCGUGUAUCCGCCCGUCGAGGAUGCUGGUGUUCCUGGCUUUAUGCUCGGCACGUACGCGAAACGACUUGAUGCGGAUGACACAGGCCAUACACGGGACUGGGAUGGAGAAAGUGCACUGGAGAAGAGCGAAGGCGCAAAGAGGUUCCACAGUAAGCAUGGUGAGCUAGUCCAGCGUGGCGAAAGCAGAUAUCUCGUGCAGAAACUUGGUGGCGGCACUGUUUGCGACCUGACAGGCAAGGAGCGCAAGAUUGAAGUACAGUUCCACUGCAGCCCGCAAGCAGUGGAUCGCAUCGCUUUGAUCAAGGAGACCAGUACCUGUGCGUACCUCAUGGUGAUCCAGACACCACGUCUGUGUAACGACGUUGCCUUUCUCCCACCACAAAAGGAUCAUCCCAACUCGAUCGCAUGUUCGCCGAUCCUUCGAGAUGAACAGGUCGCGGCCUACGAGCAGGAUAUUGAAGCCUUGAAAGCUGAAGAGCGAGAGGUCAAAGAAUGGCUGGCUAAUUCAGAAAACCGGGUGGCCACUGCAGCAGCCAUGGCAGGGAUUCCAGAGGCCAUUGUUGCAGGAAUUACAGGAGCGGUUUCCGAGGGCGCUGUGCUUCCCGUGGGUGAUGUCUUCGUUGGCGGGCAUCGACUCGUGCCAGAAGGCGUCAAGAUAGAGAAAAGUGCGAUAGUAGGAGGCGGGAAGGAGACGUACAUCGACACACUUGCGGACUCGGAGGGCAAAAUCAUCAGCAAAGAGGAGUUGGAACGGCUCGGUGUCAGCGACCCCAAGGCGGUCGAAAAGCUGAAGAAAGAGAUGGAACAGCUUGCGCAGGGCCAGGCCUGGAAGCUCGACGUCAUUGACACACCGCGUGGGAGAGAGUAUCGUGGAAUCAUAGGAGAAGGUGAGGAGGAGGGCGCCAUGGAGCAAGAUAGUACACAGGAGGAUAGUUCGGGUACUGCAAAGGGAGACGGCGUCAAGGCCCAGCAAGGGGAGAAGAAGCAGGGUGGAAAGACGGUCGGUGCUCAGCAUGGCAAUAAGAAGCUAGCCGGCACUCAACAAGGGAAUCAGGGGCAGGCCGGGAAAGCAACCGGGAGUCAGCAAGACACGAAGAAGAAGCAGAAGAAGAAGACCGAGGAGGAGGAGAAGAAGGCCAGCCAUGUCCGGAAGCAAGACGACGACGAAAAAGAUGAUCAGCUUGGUAGUGAGGAGGAAUUUUACAAAGAUGAGUUAUGAUGCGCCAUCUGUGGUCUACAGACCUCGGAGGAUCUACAAGAACGAAGAUAGAAGAGCCUCACCAAUUUCAAUAUUGCGCUCGCAGGAGCAUGUGUUGCUACUACUAUGACAAGCGCGUGCUCGUUCGGAAGACGGAGUGCAAGCCUUGUGUCGGCUGCAGAUGUCUGUGAGCCCAUCAAAGUCUGUCUCGGUACGCUACCUCUGGGUGUCUGUCAUCAAAUCCGACGACUCUCCUCUAGGCCGACUCUGCUACUGCUGCCAAAGCUGCUUUCCUUUGGAAUCACCACCACCGCAGUGGACUUGGCGAGGUGGAAUGCUACCACAAGAGGGUUGAGAGCUGGAUUGAUUCAAUGCAGUAGCCGCGUCGGGAUCAUACGAGAGAGGAAGUAGCCAGAAGGAGAGAAGUAUUGCAGUCAUAUUUUGCAGCUUUCUACCUGCUCCUCCUCCUCCUACUCCUCACGCUUCUCCCACGCCGGAUUCACGCGCGCCCGCCGGUUGACCCUCGCAGCCUCUGACCUACCCAUUUAACGCUGCUCUUCAUUUCUGUCAGCCACUCUUGCUUCCUAUAUUGUGAAACCGG